AUGCUUUAGAAAUCGUAUUCUGAAGGAGUUGGUGCAGGUUUCUCACUGGCAGAGAAUGUGAGAUUUUAGUUGUCAAAAACAAGGGUUAAUGACCUCUUCAUUAGAUGGCUGACGUAGCCUCAAACUUAAAAGUUAGUACAACAACUAAUCAAAGAUGCCAAAGAUGGCAAAUAAAAUAAUCUGAUUGCUCAACCAAAUGCAUUUUUUAUUAAUAAAAUGGCAGUGUCUGGUGUAUCAUAGAGCGCUUUGUUUAGCUCACCAAACAAAAAGACUUAGGGACCUGCAUCGCCGCCAAAAACAGACCCAUUUCACGAUCUGAAAUUAAGAAUACCUGAAGAGCUUUCAUAAUCACUUACUCAAUCAUAAAUUUUGCAAAAGAAAUGUCAUGUAGAAAAAGCGUAGAAUUACGAAUAAGUUCCGCAAUUCUAUUUCCCAAAUCAAGAGAUCAAUUUGUAAUUAUAAUCUGAAUAAAAUAAAAUCAUCAAUGAAAUUUUUGGGAAAUCAGACUUAAUUGAUGCCACCCAUUUCGAAUAAAUUACAACAAUUUUAUGUGGACUUUGCAAAUACACCACCAAAAUUUUAAUGACUGCUAUUGAGGGUAAUGCUACUAAGAUAAGUAAAUCUGGGUUUUUAAAGUAUUGGAAUUAACAUUUAGCUUAAAAAGAACCAAAAAAUAGAUGCUUUUAGAUUUUCAAAAAACCAAAAAAUGAUUACAUUGAAUUUGAGGAUUUCAAGCCUUUCAUGAAGAUUUUGCUUUAAGAACAUCCUGGAUUAGAAUUUUUGUAAGCAACACCUGAAUUUUAAGAACGAUAUGCUGACACUGUCAUUCACAGAAUAUUUUAUCAUUUAUGUAGAAAAGACAAUGGUAAAAUUACAUGGCGAGACUUUAAACAAAGCAAUCUAUUUGAUAUUUUAGAUUUAGUAGCAAAAGAAGAUGAUAUAAAUAAGAUUAGACAAUAUUUUUCAUAUGAGCAUUUCUAUGUUAUCUAUUGUAAAUUUUGGGAAUUGGAUGGAGAUCAUGAUUUUCAUAUUAGCAAAGAAGAUUUCUCUCGUUAUUCUAGUCAUGGACUGAGUAGAAAGGUAGUUGAUAGAAUAUUUGAUUAAAUACCUCGUAGGUUCAGGAGUGAAAUAGAUCAGAAAAUGUCAUACGAAGAUUUUGUCUACUUUAUUUAAUGUGAGGAGGAUAAGACUACAAUUCAAUCUAUUGAAUAUUGGUUCAAAGUUAUUGAUUUAGAUAGUAAUGGUAUCAUAACAGGAUUUGAAAUGGACUACUUUUAUGAAGAAUUGAAACAACGAAUGGAUUGUUUAAAUCAUGAGCCCAUAUUGUUUCAAGACUUUGUUUGUUAGAUGGUAGAUCUUUUGCAUCCUGAUAAUGAUAUUCUGUUUAAAAUGAAUCAUUUUAAACAGAAUCUAUCUGUUUGUGGAGUUUUCUUUAACUUUUUAACUAAUUUAAAUAAACUUGUUGGUUAUGAAAACAGAGAUCCUUUUCAAGUAAGAAAUGACAUCGUUGAUCAUCCAGACUUUACUGAUUGGGAUAGAUUUGCAUUUCAAGAAUAUGUUAGGUUAGCAAUGGAGGAGGAGAAUUAAGAAUAGGGAGAGGUAUUUGAAGGAGACAAUAUUUGGGAUAAUGAUGAUUAAAAAUAAUUAUGA
This is a messenger RNA of Paramecium tetraurelia, 1650 nucleotides long. RefSeq lists its product as uncharacterized. Gene Ontology annotation, cellular component: protein phosphatase type 2A complex. NCBI's taxonomy places the organism in Eukaryota, Ciliophora, Oligohymenophorea, Peniculida, Parameciidae. The transcript has 4 exons. Gene Ontology annotation, biological process: protein dephosphorylation. The record is from RefSeq and is a predicted model, not a curated record. Gene Ontology annotation, molecular function: calcium ion binding; protein phosphatase regulator activity.